This is a messenger RNA of Acipenser ruthenus (sterlet), 6962 nucleotides long. Its product is annotated as myocardin-like. The coding region runs from base 871 to 3915 and encodes 1014 amino acids. The record is from RefSeq and is a predicted model, not a curated record. NCBI's taxonomy places the organism in Eukaryota, Metazoa, Chordata, Actinopteri, Acipenseriformes, Acipenseridae. The transcript is spliced from 17 exons. Gene Ontology annotation, biological process: cardiac muscle cell differentiation; smooth muscle cell differentiation.
CGUCAGAACCCUCAAAAGAAUAAAAAACGUGCUGCCAAGUUGUAGCAGGUGAAGUCAAUUACCACCAUCAGUUACUGGUACCCUUAUUGCAUUCGUCAAUGAAAUGUGGGCGACACAAAUGCUGUAUUCAAGAAAACGAAUUUGAUACACAAUUUAGAAUAUCUAUUAUUUGUGCAAUACCUGUGUUUUUAACACUACACUCUGCAGGAAUAAGGUGAAAACCCAAAGGCAAACAGGAGGACAGUCACGAGGAAAGAGGACAACCCAAGCAGGCUUUCAGUUGCAGAGAUUCUAAUAACCUCGUAGAAAAAAAGAACCCGGCAACAGUAAUUCAUGAAGUUCUAUUAUUAAAACAGUUCCCACGACACACGUGGAAAGCUAAGUACUUAAGAGUUUUAAAUAUUUCUGUGAGCCUUGGUGCACUGCGCUUCGGUUUCGGCUGUUGCCGUGAGCCUCUAUCAGAUUAAAACUACGCAUCUACUGAAACUUUAUAGACUUGGAGAAAUUUAAUGGAGCAGUCUGUUAAAUUCAAAGCCUACAACGCGUUAAACCGAGCAUAUUCAGCUAAUUUCAUCUGCGAGGCAUAACACCCCGCACCACUGCUAGUAAAACAGAGGUGCAACCAGCAAUUUGGUCUGAAUCAUCGUGAAUCAACAGUGAAGCUGAAAUUGGAUACUUUCACCUCAACCAGAUGGUACACACUGUGCAGUGUCCUAGACCGAAUCAGUUUGAGUGAAGUGGAGGCAGAAAAACGUCUUCUACGGGAACAAAUAUCGCAAGUUGGGCUUCAGUUUCCUAAAGUUUUGCAGCCCUGAUCUUUCAAAGUGGAGCGACAGGCAUAUGUAGCAAUCCUUCCCAACACGGUGAUGAAUGGAGGCAGGCGGUCAGGAUGAGAACACAGCCCAGUGCAGUGAUGAGAGUCACUCCAAAUGGGAUUUCGUCACCGAUGAAAUGCAGGACCUCACUUUGCAGAUCAGCCAGCAGCUGCCACUACUAACAGACAGGAAGAAUGUUCUGCAAUUGAGGCUUCAGCAGAGGAGGACAAGGGAGCAACUUGCAGACCAUGGCAUCAUGCCUCCAUUGAAGAGCCCAGCUGUAUUCCAUGAGCAGAGGAAAAGUCUUGAGAGAUCCAAGACAGAGGAUUACUUGAAGCACAAGAUCAAAAGCAGACCAGAGAAGUCAGAUUUGGUCAAUAUGCAUAUUUUACAAGACUGCGCUGCCGAAGGGUCCUUACAAGCUACUCAGAUGAAAAUGAAGCGAGCCAGGCUAGCCGACGAUCUUAAUGAGAAAAUUGCACUCAGACCAGGCCCUUUGGAGCUGGUAGAAAAGAAUAUCAUUCCCGUUGAUUCAGCUGUAAAAGAAGCUGCAAUGAAAGUGAAUCAUGAAAAGUUCCCCAAACAAGAAGACUCGUAUGCAUUUGAAGAAGACAGCAGCAGCGAUGGUCUGUCUCCUGAACAGCUGCGGAGUGAUGAGUCUCAGGGUUCAGUGUGCUCGCCCCCAGAAACAAAGAGCCUUGAAGAGUCCCCCCCAGCCUCAGCAGGAGCUGCACAGGUAUCUCCAAAAAGUGAAAUACAUGGAGAAAAUGAUUUACCCAGUAAUCAAACCAACCAAGCAGAAAGCCCAAUAAUGACCAGCAAUCCGCUCACAUCACCCAUACCUGUCCCUGCUAUUGUGAAGUCAAAGACAGGUGAUAAGAAUCGACACAAGAAACCCAAAGACACUAAGCCAAAGGUGAAGAAACUGAAAUACCACCAGUACAUUCCACCAGACCAGAAAGCUGAGAGGUCCCCUCCCACAAUGGACUCUGCCUAUGCCAGGCUUCUCCAGCAACAACAGCUCUUCCUCCAGCUCCAGAUACUGAGUCAACAGAAGCGCCACCACCAACCACAGCAGCACCAACAGCACUUCAACUACCAGCCCCUGCACCAGCCCCAGCUCAAGCAAUGUAAUGAAUCCUUGUCAAGGAAUACAAAUACACCCACCAGCACUAUUUCAAGCAGCUCCCUGUCUCCUGUUAAGAGCACCUUUUCAGGGCAAUCCCAGAUCUCUCCGAUAAAGCCUGCGCCCUUACCUUCCAAUCUGGAUGAUCUCAAAGUGUCUGAGCUGAGACAGCAGCUGCGAAUCAGAGGUCUCCCAGUUUCCGGCACCAAAACCGCUCUCAUGGAACGGCUCAGGCCUUUCCAGGAUCCAAACACCAACGUGGUACCAAUGUCAAGCGAUAUCACAACAGUCACCUUCCCAGUGACUCCAGUGGGUUCCAUGUCAGGCUGCCAGUCGCAGAGUUCAUCCAGCAGCAUGUCCAAUGGGUUCUACCAGUUUGGCAGCACAAGCUCCACCCCGCCCAUCUCUCCGGCGUCUUCAGAUCUCUCCGUCAACGGCUCUCUACCAGACAGCUUCAGUGACGUCCCAAUGUCCUCCCCGCAGUUCGGCCUCCAGCCUUCACCCAGCCAUCUGAGCGCCGACGAGGGUUUGAUGGGCAACAUGAAUGGGGACUGCAUGCCGACAGAGAUGGACGGCCUGGACGCAGAGAAGGACAAGAUGCUGGUAGAGAAGCAGAAGGUGAUCGAUGAGCUCACCUGGAAACUGCACCAGGAACAGCGGCAGGUUGAGGAACUCAAGAUGCAGCUGCACAGGCGCAAACGGAACCAUGGUCAGCAGGAGGCACAGAUGCUGCCUCACCAGCAGCAGCAGCACUUCUUUGGAGUUUCUAUCAAGCAGGAGCACGUGGCUUCCAGCUGCCCGCUGUUAUCCAAGCAAAUCAAAAACAAUCUACCCAGCAGCUGUAUGGAAAGCUUAAACUCUUGUGGGCCACCACAGAUCUCCAGCAUGAUGAGCCCCCACUGCUUGGAAUCAGCUGGUGGAAGCCCCACUAUGUCUGCAUUCUUGAGCCCGCAGUGUUCCCCGCAGCAUUCCCCUCUCGCCAAGUCCACAAGCCUCCCUCCAUCCCCCAACAACCCCUACCUGCUGUCAGUCUCCCCCAGCACCCAGGCAGGGGAUGGUCGCAGUCGUUCACCGCAACACAAUGGAAACAGACAACGAUCAGUCCAGAAUAGUGCUGGCCAGCCAGGGAAUUCUUGCUCCUAUUCUACAGACCAAAGGAACAUGCAGCCAGUGUUCCCCAGUGUUACAGAAAACAGUUUCAGCCGCAGGGAGCACUCUGCACCAAAGAGUCCCAACAUAGAGAACAAGAUGGCUAUAUUGCACUCUCCUGGGCACAUGGGUCAAAAGUUUCCCUUCUCUACUGUUGCCUUCUGUAGCUCAGACUUAAAGAUUAAACAACCCCCCUCCUAUGAAGAUGCAGUAAAGCAGCAACUGACUAGAAGUCAGCAGAUGGAUGAACUUCUAGAUGUCCUAAUUGAGAGCGGAGAAAUGCCAGCUCAUGCCAAAGAGGAGCGGUCUUGCAUAUCAAAAGUGCCUCGUAUCACUGUGUCCUCAGGGAGCACCAGGGUGCCUGUACGAAAAACUCAAGGGCCUUACAAACAAAUCUCUUCCUUUGAACAUGGCACCAGUAACCGGGACAACCACCUUGAAGCCUUAUUGAACAGCCCCAUGAGCAGGGCUAAUGAAAUUGCUCUGCUCAAAAUCGAGACUGAAGAUCCCCAGCAUGAAGGGAUGGCUGAAGGGUUUUCAGGCUCUCGCCAAGAGGAACUGCUCAACACCCAUGACAUAGAGACCCCACUCUCUCCAAUAGAUGCCAGGAUUUCGCCGUCGACAACCGAGGGCCAGGGUUUGAACCUCGCUUUCAACGAGUCACCCUGGGAAACCAUGGAAUGGUUGGACCUUACACCCCCCAGUUCGGCGACAGGGUUUGCCCCUCUUCCAGUAACUGGUCCCAGUAUCUUCAACACAGAGUUCUUGGAUGUUACAGAUCUCAAUUUAAACCCUGCCAUGGACCUGCAUUUAGAGCAGUGGUAAACUUGAGCAUUGACAUUCUGAAAUCAUGCAAAUAAACCAAAAUGGAAGGUAAACAUAGGAUGUGUAUAACAAAUGUUUUAUAUUAGAAAACCCUCCUGUUUGAUAUCCAGAGCUAAAAAGAGACAGGAUUGUGUUGUAAUACAGAGGGUAUGUGUUCCUUGAUUUAAGAUAUUUUAAAAGGAAAAGUGAAAAAAAACACCAUAACCAGCCUUGAUUCAUAUCUCCAGUUGCGCUCAAGAUGUGCAGCUUUGAUUACUAGGCAGUAUUAUGAUAAAACGCUUGAGGAAAAAAUAUUUCUAUUACUGGAAACAAACUGAACGGAAAGACUUUUGUUAAAACUAUUGGCUAAGCAAUAGAAAUGUACACUAUUAUGAAGAGAUACUUGCUAACCAUAAACAAUUUGUACAUACUAUACAUUUACUUUGGUAUUUUGUAAAAAGUUUAUCAGAAAGUGGUUGAGGUCUACAUUGGAUAGACACCGAGGUGUCUACAUGAGUCACAACCCAGUUUCAGAACAGCAUUGCAUAAAAAUGCUGGAAGCUUCCAAUUUGUUUUGUUGUAAUUGUAUGAAUGCUCACAUUGCACAGUUAUAGUUCAGUAAGAUUUAUCACAGAUUGCAUUUGAUUAUAUAUUUUCUUUAGGAGUGAAAUUAUUUAGAAGCCAUUCCAUGCAAAUAUUAAAUAUCAUUUAAACCACGUUUGCUUUAAAAAAAAAAAAAAAAAAAAAAGCUAUACUACGUACGUGGACAAACAAAAUGUACACAGAUUACAUUAUUUUUAUAAAUGAAAUGUUUCCAACUCACUUAUACAAAGGAAAAAGCUAUGCAUAUACAGCAAAUAUUAAUUAAUAAAACAUUAAAAGUUUGCAUGUUUGCAAUACAACCUGUUAUCCAUCACAAAGUGUGUAUGGAGAAAUAAGUAGACCGAUCGUUAUAACGAAGGAUGUAUGUGAAUGAGUACAGCAUGUUAUAAGAAGGGUUUACAUUUCACACUGUACACUGACUAAUAUCUACUUUUAAUUUACAAUGUAGCCCCACACAUUUGUAUUCUAGGAUCAAAAAUGUGUACAAAAGUAUUAAGUCUUGUACCACCCCACCCCCUAACUUUUCACUAAAAUGCUGAAGUGCUGUGUUUCUCAGACUUAUUUAUUACUUUCAACUUUGUGUAAAUCUUAGACAUUCCUGCAGCUUCAAAAUUGGAUAUAUGAAGCUUUAUUAGAACACUAACCACACAGAGUAAAAGAUUCACAAUCAGAUGACCCGUUUUGUCGGGUUAUCGAAUGCUUGAAUUGCAUUUUUUUUCUUCUUUAUAUAUAUAUAUAUAUAUAUAUAUAUAUAUAUAUAUAUAUAUAUAUAUAUAUAUAUAUAUAUUUGUGUAUAAUUUUUUCGUGUUUCUAAAAAUGUUGAAAGUAUUGAAUAAUUAUCUUAAAAAGGUGAAAAGGUCCAACCAAAGCAGCACUUUUUCCUAGCCUGUCUAACAAUUGACAUUGUUAUGAGUUAGUAAAAAUAAAUGUUUGAGUUUUAAAAAAAAAAAAAAAAAUAAAAAAAAAAAAAAAAAAAACCACAAACCCAUUCCACAUGUAUGGACCCACCUGGCUGUGGUACUACAGUACACUUAAAAUGAUGCAGAAUAUUAUUUUUUAUAAAUGAAAUGAGGGGGGAAUGAUACACAUGUGGCAUGAAGAACACACAUCACCUGAAUGUGAAGAAUUAAAUAUUGUAUACCUAGGUCCUGGAUGUCCACUUACAUUAAAAUGAGUUGAUGUUAAACUGAUACAGCAGUACAAACUCACAGACCAACAAGUAUUGUGAAACUACCAAAAUGUAUUAUUUUAGAUGUGGCUUUUGCAAUAAAAUAUCAGUGUUACUCUCAGUACAGUAUUUUUAAUAGUUCUGGAAUGACCGUGGAUGUGUCAUGUUUCAGUACUCUUUCAUUUUGAAGUAAUAUUGUUGGUUCCUGUUAACAUCAGAAGUGAACAUUUUUGGGUAAUUCAAGUUUUACAUUAUUUCACAUUACAAUAACCUUGGUAAAAGACAGUACGUAAAGUAUAAAGAAAGUAUGGUAUAGUCUAGCCAAGAAUAGCUCUGUGAAGCAUUGCUAAACAUGGUAAAACAUCAAAUUAUCAUGUUCAUCUACUGCUGUAAUACUCACAAUGGUGGUUUCAUGUUUUACUGUUUUUUCUUCAACUGCUUGGCUUUAAGGGUAAGGGCUUGGCUUUAUUCAGCAUAACAUUCAAUGACAACAAGCAAUAAUUGCGAUAACUAAUGUAAUGGAAUUAAAACCAUGUACGUACGCUAGUGCUGUUGUAGGCUUAGUUUGUGGGUUUUCAACACUUAAGUCCAUUAAAGCUUUUUAAAAUACAUGUUGCUGCUAAACGCCUGGCUCAUUUAAGUUUUUCUUUUGGUGGAAUGGUUUGAACUUGCCAUCGAUUUAUUAUUUUUAUUUUGGUUGUCUUUUGAUGCCAAAAAUAAAAUACUGUGGUUCCCACAGCGGCUCUGCGCUAUAAAAAGGUCCGAUUUAAACAAGGGAGAGUUAAAACUGUUCAGUGGGAUUCAUUUAAGAAACUACCCAUGCUACUUAACUGUAAAAAUGAUCAUUGAACAAGGAUAACAUUGAACAGAAAGGUACGACAUUGCGGCUUGACACACCACCGUUACAGGAGAAAACCACUUGUACCUCAACCAAGAUGAAUGAUUACAUACUGUACAUCAACAUCAGCUCACCCAUGAAAUCUGCCAAACGUUUUCAUGCUAAAAGAAUCCUGAAUCACUUCUAAACUGCCAUUUCAUUUAAAAUGUAGGUAGCAAGUGGCCUGUAUCUGGACGCAAGUGCCAAUUCGGAAACAACCUAUGAGAGCGCCAGUGUUACAUUGACCAAUUCCACGAACGAGAGUCCAUCCUACUCGUAUGCUUUGUUUUUUGCACUCUGUAAAUACUGUACUUUGUGCUUAUUGUGCUGUAUCAUACAGAUUGUUUUGCUAUUUGUAUAUAAGCUUUAAACCUGGUUUUGGCAUUGUGUGUUCUUAAUAAAUCUUAUGAUAAAAUCUGA